AUGUCGAAUCCGACGCAUCCAUCAGCACGGGUCAUCGAGACUUCGAUCCACAUCUCUGCGCCGCUUUCCACGGUACGUUCGGUGCUACUCGAUUUUGCCUCCUACCCGAGCUGGUCGAGUUUCAUCACUUCGAUCGCGCCGGUCGCCAGCAAGGACAACGUGAGCAUCGAUGAUUCGCUCCGCGUCACGCUCAAUCCACCGGGAGGAUCACCGAUGAACAUGACACCGAAGGUCGUGCACCUCGACGACACCGGAUUAGGAUGGCAGGGUCAUCUAGCGAACAUCAGCGGACUGUUCGAUGGAAAGCACCUGUUCCUGCUCAGCGAGGAAGACGUGGAUGGGAAAAAGGGGACAAAGCUGGUGCAGAGGGAAGAGUUUGGUGGAGUGCUGUAUACUCCGUUGAUGAGUUGGUUGGGAUUUGGCGACAAGACAAAGAAGGGAUUCGAAGCGUUUGAUGCCAGCGUGAAGAAGCGAGCUGAGCAGGUGGCGAUGGAGGGAGGAAACACGCAGUGA
Molecule: messenger RNA, 513 nt
Organism: Pseudozyma hubeiensis SY62
Lineage: Eukaryota; Fungi; Basidiomycota; Ustilaginomycetes; Ustilaginales; Ustilaginaceae
Exons: 1
Coding region: 1-513 (170 amino acids)
Source: RefSeq, a predicted model, not a curated record